GGUGAUGUAUUUUUGAUACCUGACUUGAAGAGGAGAGUGACACUGAAAGCUCAUCGUCGACAUUAGUUCGUUGUGACGGAACAGACAGUGUGUAUUGAAAGCUGUAGAAGUGUCGGUCUGCUGUUGUUGGUGUGUUUUCUGGAUGUAUUUCCAAUUCGUUAUGUCACCGCAUGAGUUUCUGGCCUGAGUCACUUCAUUAAAACACCCGGAAAGUUAAAAAGAAAGAAAGAAAAGAGACGAGCAAAGUAUGGACCCGCACGUUGAAUCUCAGCAAACAGAUAACAGCACUUCAGCUGAAUCAGCAGACGUUCCCCCGAGGAGGAUGACGAGACGACAGACUUUCACGCUGUUAUCGAUGGCAUCGGUCAACUUCAGCUCGAUGAUGUGCUACUCGAUAUUAGGCCCAUUUUUCCCCACUGAGGCAGUGAAGAAAGGAGCCACUCAAACUGAGGUCGGUCUCAUAUUCGGCUGCUAUGCUGUCUGCAACUUAAUUGGCUCAUUAGUGAUGGGAAAAUAUAUUGUCCAGAUUGGCGCAAAGUUUAUGCUCAUUACAGGACUAUUUGUGUCAUCGGGCUGCACUAUUCUGUUUGGAUUGCUUGACCGUGUUCCUGCGGGACCUGCGUUCAUAUCUCUUUGCUUUAUAGUGCGGUCUGUCGACGCCUUGGGCUUCGCCGCUGCGAUGACCUCGUCUUUCGCAGUGACAGCAAAAAUAUUCCCUAACAAUGUGGCGACUGUUCUGGGGAGUUUGGAGAUUUUCACAGGACUUGGUCUUAUUCUGGGGCCCCCACUUGGAGGAUGGUUCUAUCAGUCGUUUGGAUAUGAAGUUCCUUUUAUGCUACUCGGAUGUUUCCUGUUGAUCAUGGUUCCUUUCAACAUUUACAUCUUGCCAACUAUAGAUGCAGACCCGUCAAAGGAUUCGUUCUUUCGGCUCCUGACGCAUGUGAAGAUAGUCCUGCUCUGCUACGUGAUAUUCACUCUGAGUGCAGGUCUGGGUUUCCUGGACGCCACGCUGUCCCUGUAUGCUAUUGAAAAGUAUGAUCUCUCACCUGGCUACGUGGGGCUCAUCAUGGUUGGUUUGUCGCUGCCGUACUGCCUGGCGUCUCCACUGAUGGGUUAUUUCACUGAUAAAUAUCCUGCCACGAGAAGUUGGUUCAUGGUGACGGGAGGUGUUACCACCGCAAUCGGGUUCUGCCUGUGCGGCCCCGCCCCUUUCCUUCAGAUCCCUAGUCAGCUGUGGUUACUGGUGUUCAUGCUCGGUGUAAUUGGGUUUUCUCUGGGCAUGACUGCAAUCCCCACGUUCCCCGAGAUCAUCGCGUGUGCCUACAAAGAAGGAUUUCAGGAAGGACUAAGCACUCUUGGAAUGGUUUCUGGGCUGUUUGGUGCAGUUUGGUCUGUGGGGAUGUUUUACGGUCCAAUAGCGGGCGGUCUUAUCACACAACAUCUGAGCUUUGAGUGGGCAGCUGUAAUCCAAGGAGGACUGGCACUUCUGGGAGCUCUUCCACUUGCUGUGUAUUAUAUCUGUCAAAGACCACAACAAAGCAGUCCAGAAGCUGAGAGCAGACAGUCGGAUGAACUCACUCCUCUCCUGAAUGAAUAAACUACAUUUUAAAAAAUGCAACCACAUCUCACUGUCUUACCUCCUGGUGAGCAUCUGCCUUUGAGUUCAAUAUUUUUUGAAAUUCUUGUCACAGGAAUCUAAAUAAUUCUGUCAGUGUAUUGAAGAAGGUUUUUUCCUUAAAUGUGUUGUAGAGGUUUUUUUAAGGACACAUAGCUUAACAACUAUACAACAAAGCAGAAUAAUGGGGCAGCACUGACUUUGAUCUGGUGCAUUCGAUUAGCAUUUUUGCACUGUGGAUAAAUGAAACACGAGUGAAUUUACCCACAGUACAUUUCAACUCCUCCUCACUCACUACAUGUGCCUUUUGUUCUCCAUCACAUGAUUUUUAUUCAUUGAUGAAGUGACACAGAUUGAAAGCUUCCUGUUCACUGUAGCCGUUGUAUGUU
This is a messenger RNA of Solea solea (common sole), 2004 nucleotides long. It is a transcript of the gene slc18b1, whose product is annotated as solute carrier family 18 member B1. NCBI's taxonomy places the organism in Eukaryota, Metazoa, Chordata, Actinopteri, Pleuronectiformes, Soleidae. Gene Ontology annotation, molecular function: transmembrane transporter activity. The record is from RefSeq and is a predicted model, not a curated record. The transcript has 14 exons. Gene Ontology annotation, biological process: transmembrane transport. The coding region runs from base 248 to 1597 and encodes 449 amino acids.